Messenger RNA from Penicillium lagena, 1155 nucleotides. RefSeq names its product serine hydrolase domain-containing protein. Bases 1 to 1155 code for a protein of 384 amino acids. NCBI's taxonomy places the organism in Eukaryota, Fungi, Ascomycota, Eurotiomycetes, Eurotiales, Aspergillaceae. The transcript has a single exon. The record is from RefSeq and is a predicted model, not a curated record.
AUGCUCGGAGUCCACGGCUAUUGUGAUCCCGCCUUUAAUUCUGUCCGUGAUCUGUUGCAACAAAGAAUCGCCGAGGGUAAUGAAAGAGGCGCCUCCCUUUGUGUGAAUAUUGGCGGCAAGAAUGUUCUCGACAUAUGGGGUGGCUAUGCAGACGCAUCCCGGACUAAACCAUGGGAGAAAGACACGCUUGUGGCGGUUUGGUCGUCUACCAAAGUGGUCACCGGUCUGGCCGCCCAGAUCCUCGUGAAUCGUGGCCUGUUAGAUGUGAACGAGAAGGUAGCCACUUACUGGCCUGAAUUUUCGGCCAAUGGUAAGGAUAAUGUGAAGGUCUCUCAUAUCCUUAGCCAUUCCUCCGGACUACCUGCCUGGGAGGCCCCGAUGACCUUUGAGGAUAUACAAGAUACAAAGGGAGCAACUGAGAGACUCGCGGCCCAAGCACCUUGGUUUACCCCCGGCGAGCGUAGCGCAUAUCAAAUGUCAAACCACGGCCAUUUGAUCGGCGAGAUUGUGCGUCGCAUAGCCGGCAAGUCACUGACUCAAUUCAUCGCCGAUGAGAUUGCUGGUCCUCUAGGCGCCGACUUCCGACUAGGAGUAUCGGAGGAAGACUGGUCUCGCACCGCUGAAAUGAUCGGUUUUGAGAUGCCACCUAUGACCGGCAUUGACCCGUCUAGUAUCAUGGCUCGGGCUUUUAUGGGGUCCGUCUACGUGUCUACAAGUCCCAACGAACCUGGAUUCAGAAAGUCCGAGAACGGGGCCUCAGGCGGAUUCUCAAAUGCACGUGCACUGGCACGCAUCGGGUCAAUGGUCUCGCUGGAUGGAAUCGUUGAUGGAAAGCAGUACUUCGCCACUAGUACACUUGAUAAAAUGAUGGAAGAGCAUAUCCGAGGGCUUGAUGCGUCUGUCUUACAAUACGUGCGUUUUGCUCUUGGGGUUGCAUUGCCAUCUGCCAUAGCCGCGCCCUGGAUCCCAGAAGAUGAAGGCAUCUGUUUCUGGGGUGGUUGGGGAGGGUCUAUGCUGAUUAUGGAUCGCGGCCGGCAAAUGACCAUCGGGUAUGCCAUGAACAAGAUGGAGAAUCGAGUGAUGGGAAAUGCGAAUAGCGAGGCCUAUGUCCGGGAGAUUUACAAGAUCGUUGAUGCUAGCAAUAAAGUUAGGUAG